AUAACUUUCAGAGUGAUGAUAGUUAUGGUCCCAUGUUACCACACGGCACAGGUUUGCAACCGGCAAACUUGUUAAAUCUGUAUAUAUAAUGUACGCAUCAAUGUUUUCAUUAAUUAUAUUAUGCUCUGCUGUAACCAUUAUUAAUGGCCAGUUACUUAAUAUCUGUCAGAAUAGUCAGAAUAAUUCGAAGACUACAUGCGAGGAAUGCAUGUCUCUGGAUCCCAAUUGUGUUUGGAUAACGAGUGAGGUACAACCAGGCAGAUCAAGAUGCACCAUAGAAUCGAACACUCACGAACCCGGAAUGACCAUAUUCAAAGGUGGCCCAUCGGGAUGGUCCACUCUCGAAGAUCACGAUUUUCGUUUGCCAUCGGAUGACACCGCCACGGCAAUUCAGAUUCGACCACAAAAAAUUAAACUGAAGCUGCGCCAGAACGAAUCCAUUACAUUCACCCUAAAGUACAAAGCUCUGGAGAACUACCCACUCGAUAUUUACUACCUCGUAGAUCAAACUUUUUCUAUGGCCAAACAUCUAGACGAACUGAGUAAACUGAACGAGCGACUCGCAAACACGCUUGAAGACCUAACGACUAACUUUAGAAUAGCUUUUGGUUACUUCAGCGACAAAGUCUUAAUGCCCUACUACGCAAUGGAUCAAGCACGUCAGGAAAAUCCAUGUCGCGAUCUGAGCACCUCCAAAAUAAAUCAGUGUGUGCUAGGCUCCAACUUUGUGCAUGAGCUGAACUUCACUAACAACACAGCAAGCUUCCAAGAGAAAGUAAAAGAUUUUAAAUUUACAGCUAACCUUGACGAUCCAGAGGGUGCCUUAGAUGCAUUAAUGCAGAUAAUAUUGUGUGACUCCUUCGGUUGGCGAAAUUACUCAAGGAAGAUGAUAGUACUGGCGACAGAUGGAUUGUUGCAUACAGCAGGAGAAGGUAUUCUAGGUGGGGUGGUAAACCGCGCUCCUCGGGAAUGCAAAGUAAAACAACAGAAGGACGGACGCUGGGUCUACGAUGGUCUCCAACGAGAUUACCCUUCAGUGGAAGAGAUAUACAGAGCUUUGCUUAUGAAAAAAAUCGCAAUUAUCUUCGCUAUCCAGGAGACAUAUGAAACCGCAGCCUAUUACAAAGAAGUUAAUGAUCUAUUGCAUAAGGUCUCCUUUCUCGCAAUGAUGCGUCCUGAUCGGAACAACAUUACAGAAGUGUUAGAGACAGGCUUCAGGGACGUUGUAAAGAAGGUGUUGUUCAAUGUAGUAGACCCGCCAGAUUAUCUAAAGUUCGAUUCUACGUCUACCUGCGGGGAAGCCAACAUCAACCACACAUGGGGCUGUUAUAAAGUGGAACUAGGAAAGGAAUACACCUUCAAUAUUACAGUAACUCUUAAGGGCCAGCCUAGAGGGCACAGGCAUGUGAUCCAUAUCGAAGAAAUGCAUCUGCACGAGCAGGUGGAGAUCGAAAUCGAAUACCCAGAAACCUGUGAAUGUGACACCAAAAAACCGGACCCAAAGAUUCAUGGGGAGUUCUCAUGCGGGAUAUAUAAAUGCGAUCCGGGAUGGAUUGGAGACCGUUGCGACCAAAAGUGUGAUCCUUCCACAGCGCGUUAUACAAAGAGUUGCAAAGGCAAGUCAUGUUGCGGGUAUGGCGACUUUAACGAGGAUACGUGUAAAUGCGACUGCAACAAAGGCCGCGCCGGGAACCAUUGCGAAAUCGAGUGUUACGUGGACAACAAAGAUCAAGUUUGCUCCGGGCAUGGUCAUUGUGGAACCGAUGGCUGCAUCUGCGAGCCGGGUGUGAAGCAAGAUAAAUUCUGUAACUGUACCGUGUCGACGGAUACGUGUGUGAAGCCAGGAAAGACCGAUAUGUGCAGUAAACACGGCGUUUGUAACUGUGGUAAGUGCGAGUGUAACAAAAACGGCACAGGCAGCUAUAGAGGUAAGUAUUGUGAGUUCUGUUCGGGUUGUAAUACAUGUAAGCAUCAGGGUGUAUUGGAGAAACACAUCAGAGGCCAGUUAACCCCAUCAGAAAGAAAAGCGUACGUCUUCUGGCCCGUUACCGAUAAUGAACCACAAUACGAUUGUAGGAUGUUCUAUUCGCCGAAUUCUACGCACGCAUGUGACGUUUUCUAUAUCUCGACCGUCGAUGGUACAACUAGCAUUAUGUAUUACCUAAAGUGCUCUUCAAAUCCAUCGUUACUAGCCAGUUUGGGCUUUAUGUACCCAUACGCGUGCGCUUUGCUGGCUAUAUUCUUUAUUGUUUUGCUUUCUUGGAAAGCGCACAUAUUUUAUGCAGAUAGACGCUCUUUUGCUAAGUUUGAAGAGGCCAAGAAGCACACAAGUUUUAACGAAAAUCAAUUAUAUAAAUCACCAAUUACGUCGUACCGAAAUCCAACGAAAAAAGAGGAGUGACAAGAAAAUGAGUAACGCGUUAACGCUUUUAUGGAUCAAAUAUUAGUUUAAACUGUGGUUGUUUAUACUUUGCAUCAUUCUUAGUAACUACCAAAAAUAAAUGUAAGUCAUUUAUGUUCUCCA
Dalotia coriaria is the source of this 2524-nucleotide messenger RNA. Its product is annotated as integrin beta-nu-like. The coding region runs from base 89 to 2401 and encodes 770 amino acids. Gene Ontology annotation, biological process: cell migration; cell adhesion mediated by integrin; integrin-mediated signaling pathway. The transcript has 4 exons. Lineage: Eukaryota; Metazoa; Arthropoda; Insecta; Coleoptera; Staphylinidae. The record is from RefSeq and is a predicted model, not a curated record. Gene Ontology annotation, cellular component: focal adhesion; integrin complex; cell surface. Gene Ontology annotation, molecular function: integrin binding.